AAAGAAAGACUUUAUUAAAGAUACGAAUUCUAUGGAUCAAUUUCCUUUGAGAACUAGAAAGCGCCAAUAUAAAUCUGCAAUCAAAAGAAAUAUUACCUCAUCAAAUUUCAAAAAAUCGAUUGAAAGAAUCGAUUUUAUUAAUCUCAUUCGUGAUUUUGAACAUGAAAAUUACAUAUCACCUACUGAACAUAAUCUUCAUCCUUUUGAUUGUUCAAAGUCUACAUCAAUUCCUCAUCAACACGUUCUGUCUCCUAAGCAUUGGAAUUGUUCAAAUAUAGAUUUAUUGAGAAUUUAUUUAACAAAGCAUAUGACUACUGAACUUCCCCAAUUCUGCACAUAUCCUCAUAUAUUGACUGUUCUUUGUAAAUAUAUCAAUAUUAUCCAGUUUAUCAUACAUAUGAAUGAAGAAUAUUCAAUUCAAUACAGUGAUGUAUUAGCAACAUUCAAUAUUAAUAUUUUAACAGAACUAGAAAAUGUCAUUAUUUCGAUUUAUGAAAAGUUUUUUAGGACUCAAGAUAAUUCCCACUUAGUAACUGUGUUAAUCAUUUGUGAAAAUUUAUCGAUUACAUAUGAUUGUAUAAAAUAUUGUCAACAUUCCGAUAUUGAUCUCAUUAUCAAUAAUAAUAAUUUAUUAUUAAAUUUAAAGAAAAUGUUAAUUCAAUGGUUUAUUUCAAAUGAUUCUAUUGAAUAUGUUCCUUUAAAAAUAACUAUAAUUGAUACACUUACAUAUCUUAUCUAUAUAAAUCCUCAAUAUUUCUAUAUAGACAAUCAAUGGCAUAAUGAAAUUAAUAAAUUUUUAAUGAAUUUACAAUUUACAAAUGGAUCCAAUAUUAAUGUGAAUGAUUGUAAUUGCACUAUGAAUACACAAUAUAAUAAUAAUAGUAAUAAUGAUAAUAGUAAUGGUAAUAAUAAUAAUAAUAAUGAUUAUUAUUAUAUGAGUUUGUUUCAUAAUCUUUAUAAUUUAGAUAAACAUUUAUUACAUCAUAAUAAACAAAUAAGCAAUUAUUUAAUUGUAAAUAAUAAUAAUGGAUUUCCUUAUUUUAUUGUUUUAUUAUAUUAUUUUAUAUCACAAACAAACAUUACUACAUUACUCAUUAAUAAUAAUACUAGUGCUACUACUACUAAUAAUGAUACUACUACUAUCAAUAACCUACCAAUUAUCUAUCGCUUGUUAUUAAAAUUUAUAUAUGUACAUAUAACAUCAAUUUCUUCUAUCUAUUUAUUGAAUGAUCAAUAUGUUGAAUGGAUAUUUGAUCUAUUGUUUAAAUUAUAUUACUUAAUAUCAUCACUCAUUUCGAAUCAUUCCAAUACUCCUCCUCCUCGUCCUCCUACUCUUACUAAUACUGAUAGUAAUAAUAAUAAUAAUAACAAUAAUAAUAAUAGUUAUGAUUAUUAUUAUUAUAUUAUUUAUACAUUUUUAAUGAAUUUAAUUAAGAAUCAAAAAUUGAAUUUAUUAAAACAAAUUUUAUAUCAAUUUAUAAAUGAUACAAAAUUUUAUAAAUUAAAAAUAAAAUUUUUCUAUCAAUUAUUUAAUCACUUACAAUUACAAUUGAAUAAUCAUAAUAAUACUAAUAAUAAUACUAUUAUUACUUUAAUGGAUUACAUAAUGGAUGAUGUAAUCAUUCCAAUGUUUAAUAAAAUUAUUACUAUUCUAAAGGUGAAAGAAAUCAAUUCAAUUGAUUUCAAUGAACAUGAUUUUAUAUUAGAAUGUUUCAUUAAUUUAAUUAAAAUGAAAAUUCAAUCUAUUGAUUAUAUAAAUGAUUCAAUCAUUAUAAAUAAUUGGAAAAUAUACAACGAUCUCAUUGAUAAUAUAUUAUGUAUAAAAAAUGUGAAUAAUUCAUAUUUCUUGUUAAGAUGUUUAGGUAAUAUUUUAACUGUCCAGUUGAAUUGUCUUUCAAAAGUCUCCAGUGGUCACAUUCAAUUAUCGUUAAUACAAGAAUACGAACUAUUACAAAGUCGUUUGAUGUAUUCUACAGCUGGCUUAUUUUUUAAUAUUUUAAAUGAAUCAGAAAAGUUACUACAGACAUUGAAUUCAAAGACUUUAGAAGAAAUCAUACCAAUAUGGCAAUUAUUAGCUUAUCUUAUUUUAAUUCCUCGUUCAAAUUGGUCAAAUCCACCAAUGAUAAUUAAUUUAAAUCAGAAUUCAUUUCAUCAUUCAUUAUUCAAUGUUCAAAAUUCAAACAAAUAUUCAAAAAAAUCUUUUACUGAACUUGGUAUAUCAUUUAUAAGUAAAGUCAUACAGGCAAAGUUUUAUACCAAUGAAAAAUACAAUGAUGGAAAUACUGAUGUAGUUUAUUUGCAAAAUGUCAAUAGAUUAAGUUCUUUAAUUUUACCGCCAAUGAUUGUUUUAAUUGAAAUGAUACCAAAUAUAGCGGCAUCAUUCAAUGAUGGUGAUUUAUAUGGUGAUAAUCAUAAUAAUAAAUAUAACAAUUCAAUCGAUCAGUUAUUCACUAUACUAGAAGAUGCUUUUACACAAGUACAAUUCAUUAGAACAUAUGGUUUUAAUAAUUUUUAUGAGUUCCUCGUACAUUUUAUUCAGUAUACCUUUAAUGAAAAUUCUUUUAUAAACAACAAUACAACUACUAGUAUUACCAAUAAUGAUAAUAUGAUAACAUUAUUUAGUACAAUAUUUGAGGAACGAUCCCGAUCUUCUUCAUCAGUAACUUCUGAUAAAUCGAUAAAUAAAACAUCAAAUAUUUAUACGGAUAAUAAUUAUUUCGAUCAAUCAAAUGAUACCAAUCAAAAUAAUAUAAUAUUCAAAUUUAAUCCAAAAUCAAUACGAUUAUUAAUGUUUUCAACAAGAUUAUUUAUUCGAUUAACUUUACAUAAUCUAUCAUUAUUCAAUUGUUGUCAACAUACUAAAUUAUCAUUAUCUAUUAUAAAUAAUAUAAAUGUUUCAAUCAAAUGUGAAAAUCAACUAUGGUCAAAUUGUCUAUCCAUCAUUAUCGCUAAUUAUUUUAGUAUAUUUAAAUCAUAUAUACAUGGACCACAUUCAAUAGAAGAUAAAUAUUUACAAAUUAAUAUAAAUCAUUUAAUUGAAGAGAUUUUAAAAUUAAUGAAUAAUUUAUCAAAAUGUUCAAACUAUUCACAACCACUUGGUGUAUUAAGUGUGAAAUCUGUAAAACACUUUAUGCAGCUGAUAUUGAAAGAUUUAAGACAGAUACAAAAUAUUAAAGGCAGUAAUAGUCUUAACAAAGGUAUUAACCAUAAAUACCACCUCAUGACUACUGAUUUUGAUGAUGACCUUACAGAACAGGAUAAGAAGCCUGCUAUGCUUCAUGAAAUCAAUGGUAUAUAUCCAUAUGUUACACAUCAAAUGUUCAAUUUACUCAUUGAUUGGAUUCAAACAAAUAAUGUUCUAAUGCCAACCAUAUAUACUAUUUGGCCAAAAUUAUUAAACACUCAUUUAUUAUAUAGUCAAUAUAGACAGCUACAUUAUCCUAUUCUACAAUGUAGUCAUAUGUGUUCCCAUAAUUAUUCUUAUGCAUUAGCAUUUGAAGAUAAUCAAUAUGAAAUUAAUGAUCAUCAAAUGUUAUAUAAAAAAUUAUUAAAUCAUAUUUGUCCAUUAUCAUCCAUUGUUAAUCAACAAAAUAAUCAAUCAUUUUUGUCUACUCCGUUUAAUUAUACUACUGGUAAUCAUAGUUUAGGAUUUUCGACAUGGUUUUGUUUACAUGGAAAACAAUUAAAUAAUAUGAAGGUUAAACCUAAGUUCAAUCGAUUAUCUGAAAUGGAUCUAUUUCAACAUGUGCAAUUAAAUCAUUUACAACAUUUCAUUAGUUUGGAUAUACUAUCUUCAUCCUUAUGUCACAAUAAUCAAUCUGGAUAUCAAUCAUCGGUAAAUACAACAAACACAUUACCACUUUGUUCAACUAAUCGUAGUCAUUUCUCACUUCAAAUAUGGAUAUCAUGUAUUUAUUCAUGUAUAUAUAUUCGUAUUGUUGAAACGUCAAUAAAUAAACAGAAUACAACAUUAGACUAUAAUGAAGCAUCUAUAUCAUUAGAGGGGAAUGCAAAUGAUAUUCUACUGCUUAGUGAUUUAUGCUUAGAUUUUCCUAAAGAAUGUAAUAUUUAUGAUGAAUGGAAUCAUUUAUUUUUAUAUAUUGAAUGGAUAAACUAUUUAAAUGCAAAAGUGUCACUUGUGAUCAAUGGUUGGUUUGAAUCUAUCGGUGAUCUUAUAUUGAUUAACAAAGAGUUUUCCGAUCCACAUAUAAACUGUCAACAUCAGUUUAUACCUCCUGUGAUGCGUUUUGGUCAUGUAAUUGAUGUAUGCUCUUCUUUAGAAUGUAGAAGAAAUACUUUUGAUUUAGGAAAUUUACUUUUAUUUACUGGUUUACCUUCUAGUGUGCGAAAAAUUUCUUCUUCAUCUUCUGAUUCCGUCUUGAAAUACAAAAAGAAAUCUUCAAAGCAUCAUCAUGAACAAAUGUCACAACAGUCAGAGCAUCAAAGUGAAAAUUAUUUUAACAAUUCAAUAAAAGCAAUCGCUUUAUCACUUAGCCUUUUAGGUCCAUUAUUCAAUGGGUAUUUUGAUUCACUUGAAUCAAGUGCAUACUAUCGAAAUUCAGCUGAUUGUAUACUUCAUGCAUUUAUACGUAGAUAUGCAUUAAAGGAUUCAAGAUUGAAAAGUAAUCAUCAUGAUUAUGAUUGUAUCAGUCAAUUAUUAAUGAAAGCCCAUUCUUUAAUCCAUUCAGAAUUUUGGUUAAGAUUCUUAAAAAUAUACUGUUCAGAGCAUUUAUUCAUCAUUUUGUUGAGUCAUAAUCUAACUUAUGUACAAUUCAUUUUACCAAAAUUGCUAACAUCAUUGCAUACAACUGAAUAUGAUGAAUCGUUAACAACGAAAGUGAACAAUGAUAACGUACAUGACAUAAACUUGUUAAAUUCCAAUGUUAACCAACAUUACAAAUCAUUUGAUGAAAAUACAGUACAAAUUGAUUAUGCUCAUUCCUCUAAAAAGCGAUUAUGGUUAUUAAGGAGUAUAUAUUCACCUGAUGACAAUCAAUCAAUAUCUCACUGUGUUAACUACUAUUAUCGGGAAAGUUUUGAUUCAGUUUUUGAACCUCACGGAGGUAUUGAAGUGGCAAUUUGUCUUCUUGGUGAACUUGUUUGUCAGUCACACAGUUCUAAUUUGAUUUCAUAUGGAUUAAAAUUACUCUUUACAAUGUUACGUCAUUCUAGUAUAAUGUAUGCAAAAUUUUAUGCACCAGCAUUAUCACAUCCUGGUUUAGAGAAUUCAAUGGAAAGACGACAUAAAAAAAUAUGGUUAUUGCAAAAUUGUAAUGAUCAAUUAAAUUGUAAACCUAUUCCAUUAAGUUUUGGACAUUGUCUAUUAGCUCGUCUAUUUAAACACCCAGAAUUUAAUACGAUCUCAAAUAAAUCAUAUGAAAUUAUGAAAGUUUUACUAAAUGAAAUCAUAUUGACGUUUCCUGUAAACAUUUUAUGUAACAAAUCUAUGAAAUAUACACCAUCCAUUGUACAUUUAUUGAUCAAUCCAAGUUUAUUACGUUGCCUUAUCUUGUUUAGUUCACAAUCAUUUUGGUAUCCUUCAUCGAAACAACAACAAUCUGGAUUUAGUACUCUGAAGUCAAUAAUCAAUCAUUCUAAGUCCUCAAAGAAAUCGAUUUUAUUUCAUUAUGGUUUAAUACCUGGAAUAUUUGAAUUAUUAAUGAAUACUAAUGAAUUGUCGAAUUCAACGAUAAUCAUUAUCAAAUUAUAUAAUUUGUCUCUAUUAGAUAAAUGGCAGUUAAUUAUGGCAAUGUUGACUGGAUUUCGAGAAUUAUUCCUAGAAAAUGAUAUGCAUCAUUCAAUACGAACAACUUUUAUGAAUCAUGAACAUUUAAAAUUUAUAACACAACAAUGGCCGAUUACUUCAUUGGUUAAUUGUCUGAUAAAUCGUCUUUCAUUAUCCGUAGUGACAAAUGGGUCAAGUAAAACUAGAGCAACCUUGGAAUCAAUUCAUAAACAGUCAUUGUAUAAUAAUAAUAAUAAUAAUAAUAACAAUAAUAAUAGUAAUAAUACUGAUUAUAUUCAUUCAUUUUAUUGUGCAAAACGAUUAUGUCUCUUGAAUUUAUGUCGUUUAAUUAUUAAUUUAGAUGCUAAUAUGUAUUUAUCUGCAGCUGAACAAGUAUUUUAUACUAUGUCUGAUCAUAAUAACGAUCAUGAUGACGAUGGUGAUGAUCCCGAUCAUACGAGUAAUAUUGAUCGUCAAUUAUUUAUACAUAAUAAUGAGUUAGAAACUAAAGUAUCAACAUCAACAUCACCAUUAUCCAUGUCUACAUCACAAAUAUCAUUAUCAACAUUAGAUAGUGAUUAUUUAUUUUGGAAUAAAAUUACACGAAAAUGUUUAAAUUAUGCGGAACGUUUAGAAAUUUGGGAAUACUUAUCAUUUAAUCAUAAUAAAGUGAUAACUAAUAGUGAUAACAGUACUGGUGGCAAAUGUGAACUUAAUCAAACUCCAUUUGAAAAACAUUCAUCUAAACUUUUAAUUGGUUCUUCUACAUCAUAUGAUGUAACUCGAAUAGAAACACAAAAUUUAAGUAAUACUGAAGACAAUCAAGUUAAAGCAGUAGAAAUUCAAUCUAAUCACUGUCAAUCAUUGUCAUUAUCUACUUCGAAACAACAACAAGAACAAUUGUUAAGUAAUGAAGAAUACCAAUUGAACAUGAUUGAAUCUGUAAAAUACCCUAUGGUUAUUUCAGAUUCCGGUGUAAGUAUUUCAUCUUUACCGAUUAUUAGUGGUGAUCUAAUAAAUGAAGAAAAAAAUGCGUGUAAUAAAUCUGAAGAUAAUGAAUCGAUUCCUAUGAAACGUAUUCAAGAAGAAUUAAAUAAUAACAUUGAAACUGAUUAUACUACUAAUAAAUAUAUAUUAAAUUGUGUUCAAUUACGUAUUGAACAAAAUAGUAUAUUUUCUAAACAUUUAAUUCAUUGUUUAGAUAAUGUUUGGUAUAGACGUUUCCCAAUUGAAUUAUUAUCAAAAUUUUAUUUCAAAGAUAAGCUGAAACAAAAUGUAACCAGAUCCAAUAACAAUAAUGAGAUGAAUGGAGAGAAAGAGGGGGAGGACGACGACGACGAACAGGAGCAGAAGAAUAAACGUGAAGGAUUUAUUAAUGUUUUCACAAAAAAUAUUUCACAAUCAAGUGAUUGGAAUCUAUAUAAAUUGAAAUCAAAUUAUCCUUUAUUAUUAGAUAAUGUUAAUAGUAAUUCAUUAAUUGCAUCACAUUCUUCUACUUCCAUUCGACCACCUUUAUGGUUGAUUUAUAGUUUAAUACGGCAUCCAUAUAUAUCUCAACGUGAAUGUGCUCUUACCGGUUACUGUGUUUGGUUACAUUUUGAAGCAAAUAAAUGGGUAAAAAAAUGUGAACAGUUAUCAACAAAUUUUAGUCAAUCUAUUUACUUUGAUUGGUCUAUUCCUGUACCAACAUUACAUCAUCAUCAUUAUCAUACUACUACUACGACUACUACUACACAAUUGCAUAGAAUUAUACCAUAUCAAUUAUCAAGAAUACGUUCAUUUGCUAUAGGAUUAUUAUUACCAACAUUACCAUUUUUAUGUAUAACAAAUUGUAAUUCAGAAAUCGAUUUAAAAACUUAUUAUUCUAAUCAUCAUCUAUGUUCUAAAAAAUUAUUAAAUCGUUCAUUUGGUUUAAUAUUACAUGGAUUAGAAAAAUUUUCAUUAAUGAAUACUGGUGAUAUAAUAUUGAAUGAAUAUUUGGAGAAAACUAAUUGUUUAUUAGAAUCUUCGCAUGAUAUAACUGGAUUUAUCUCUGAACCAACUUACAUUCAUCAUGCUCAUCAUCAGUGUAAUCAUCACCAUCUUAUUACCUCUGUCGAAUUUGAAAAUAUUAUUAACAAUGCAAAUAAUAAUUCCAAUGUCAAUAGAGUAAGCUAUAAUGAAUUGCCAGCUAACAAGAAUGCUACUCCCACUACCACUGCUACUACUACUACUACUACUACUACUACUACUACUACUACUACUACUACUACUACUACUACUACUACUAGUAAUAGUAAUAAUAAUAAUAACCGUUGUAAUAAUCCCAAUUUUCAUAAAUAUUAUCUAUUAUCUACAUUUCCAGUGUUAUUUUCAACAUUGAUUGGUAGUUUUAUUGAUGCAUUAUUAAGCUGUAUUGUUAAAUUAAAAAUAAUUAAUCAUAAAAAGUCAAAAUCUAAUCAGAACUAUAAUAAAGACGAUCAUCAUAAAGGAAAUCAUUGUAGUUCUUCUACUGCUACUAUCAAUAAUGAUGAUGAAACCAGUACACCAGAAAUCGAUUUAUGUACUUAUGGUUUAGAUGCUUUAAUUAUUUUAUUACAGGAUUCAGAUCAUUGUGUUCUUAGUUCUGCUAUCAAAUCGAAUUUAUUACCGGUAUUAUUCAAUAUGGCUUGGUUAUUGGAAUUUGGCAUGAAUGAAGCUAAUUUAUUAUUACAUAAUAAUAAUAGUGAUUAUAAUAACACUAAUAGAACAAAGUGUAUUAUUCCAUCUCUCUUAAUGCCCAUUUUAACUAGUUUAAGUCGUUUAAUUGGUCGUGUAAUUAGUUGGAUGAUAAUAGAUGAGAAAUUUAGUAUUGAAUUAGUUACUUUAUCUUGUCCUGUAUUUCAUUAUUCACUUGAUACCUCAUCAAGAUUUCAAUUAAUAAGAACUUUUCUGCAACAUUUAAUUUCAAUCAAACCUGAAUUAAAUAAUGAAGAUUAUGAUGGUUAUGUUGUAAAUUUGGAAUCAGAAGUACAAUUUAAUCCUGGACCAGUUAGUCGAUGUCUUGUUCGUCGAGUUUUACAUAGUCUUUUAGAAACUUCAAUUAGUCAGUUAGAUCGAAUUGGACAGGAACUUAACAAAUCAGUGGCCUUGAGUCAACAAAAUACAGGUAAACAACAAGAAAAUGAUAUACAAACAACUACUGAAGAUGGGAAUAUUAAGUAUCUCUGUGGAAAUUUAAAAUUACAUUAUAAUCAUUUAGUAUGGAUAUUAAAUUGUACUGUAAAUGUACUUAUUUAUUCACCUUAUCGAGAUGAACAAAUGAUCAAUAUCCUGAAUCAGUUAAAUUCAAUGCCUGAAAUAUACAAGAAUAAAAAUACAAGAAUACAAAGUUUUCAUGUUGAUUUAGGGGAAGAAAUUGAUAUCGAUCAAAAUAUGAAUCAAACCGGCACUACUUCUUCUACUCCUCAUCAAUAUCAUCAUGAUGUUGUUGAUAGAAAACAAACUUCAUGUGAUCUGUCGAAUUAUUGUUUCUAUCAUGACAAUAACAAGAUCUGUAGAUGUGAGAUAAUGAGAGAGAUACAUUUGUUAUUUUCAAAACAUAAGAGUUUAUUUUUAUGCAUGCAUCAAAGUUUGGAACAAGCUGUAAUCACUUCAAUGUUUACUACAGCACAACAUAUUCAGAGUGGUAAUUUAUUAAAAAUUCCGAAUAUUUCAAAUUGUAUAACAACGAAUGAUUUUAUGAAUUUAUAUAAUAAAGCACUUGGCCGAAUUCUUGUUUCACGUAUACAACUACCAGAAAUUGAUGUAGCUGUUGAUUUCUUAGUUACUUAUUUAUUAAAACUAUUUAAUGAAGACUCUUAUUUGUUGAAUUCAUGUUUAGCAACCCUACCACCAAUGUAUACCCCUACAUUUUGGAGUAAUAUAAUCACUAUAAAAUAUUGGUUAUCUCAAAAUUUAUCAAUAUGGUUAACAUAUAUAUCAUUAAAUACAUUAGAUAAUCAUCAUAAUAUAAAUCAUGAUUUAUUAUUAAACUUAACAAUUAAUAAUGAAACGAAUAUUAUAUCUAAUUGUUAUAUAAAUCAACAAUUAAAUCAAUUAUAUACAAUUAUUGAAAUGAUACUUAACAGUAAUCAUAUUAUCAGUAAUAAAUCAAUACAAACUUCACCAUCCAUAUUAUUAUCACCUUGGAUACAAGAGAAACUCAAUAAUGUUACACAAUAUGAAUUAGAUACAUAUCGUAAUGUAAUUCGAAUUGCAUAUAAAAGACUUGGUGAACAGUGGAUCUUAUCAUUGCCUGAUUUAAAUAAAUUAAUACAUCUAAAAUUAUUUACAAAUAAUAAAAGUGUAUCUAUGGUUCGUGAUAAAAAGUCAAUACUUGUUCAAUUGAUACAAAUGUUUUGGCCAAAAUCAACCAAUAACAAAUUACCGAAUAAUGAAAAUCUCUUUUCAUCAUUGAAUGUUUCAUCUAAAAAAUAUUUAGCAAGAAAAUUUUCUAUUACACAAUUGUGUAAUCAAGCACGUAAACAAUGCGUUGAUGGUCAUAAUGCAUGGUUAGAUGCUUAUAGUGAACGUAAACGUAUUGUAGGUCCAUUAGGAACUGUACUUUGGGCUCGUGUAUCUGAACAUUUAAGUCAUAGCAGAGGAUUAUUUUAUCAUUCGGAAUCUAUUCCAUUUGGUUGGUGUGUUGAUCCUGCAGAAAGUUCAUUACGUCAACAUAGUCGAUUUUAUUAUACACAUUUACCAAUGGCUGAACGUUUGAUACAUGCAAAUUCACGUUCAAAUCUAUUAUCCGCGCGUCAAUCACAUCCACUUGCUUCGUUAAUUGGUUUACCAUCAAUCAUGAAUGAUUCUCCACCUGUAGUUGGUGCAGCUUGUACAUGGCAUAAUUUACCAUUAUGUUUACCAUUAUCAUCUAUUCCAUUAAUACAACUAGCAUCAGCUAGCCGAUAUCAUAUUCAAGCUGUUUGGGCAUGUCGUUUAGUUGGUAUUCUACAUAUUCCACCUAUUGAAGGUGAUUUAAUACUUGGUCAAACAUGGUUAAGAUUUCAACCUGAUCCACUAAUGAAUAGAAAUUUAUUGAUGAAUGAUGACUGUAAUGACAGUAAAAACGUGCAAUUUAUUGAGAUUGAAUCGUUGUAUCCCUAUCAAAGUCCUUCUAAUCGAUUAUGGUUUGCAUGGUCUUUCAAAUCAAUUCAUCAUAUUGAAGCACGUCGAUAUUCAUUACGUGAUAUUGCAGUAGAAAUAUUUCCCGAUGAAACAGAUGUGAAUGCACCAAUGCUUUUUGCUAUGUAUUCUUCUAAAGACAGAGAUAAUUUUAUCGAAACUAUCACUCCUUUAAUUGGUCAUCAUUCAUGUUAUUGUAUUCAUCACUAUUAUAAUCCAUUUUUAAUGAAUACAUAUGAACAAUCUGAAAUAUUUAAUCCUCUCCCAUUGAAUCAUCAUCAUCAUUGUACUUUUAAACAAUUAAAAAAAUGUAAAUUACAAAAUGUGCAACAAGAAUGGUUAAAUGGUGAAUUAUCAAAUUUUGAUUAUUUAAUGAAAUUAAACACAAUGGCUGGUCGAAGUUAUAAUGAUUUAAUGCAAUAUCCUAUAUUUCCAUGGAUUAUACGUGAUUAUGAAAGUCUUGUGUUAGACUUAACCCAACCGACUACAUUUCGACGGUUAGACCGUCCAAUAGCUGUACAAGAAGACGAUAGAGCUGAAGCUGUAGCAGCACGAUUUAAUGAAGCCGAAUUACUUUCCAAAACAUUAUCUACAUCACAUCCAGAAGCAUUGGAAAUAAAAUCAAAAACAUCUACUUUAUCGAAUUUAAGUAAUGUUUGUCCACCAUAUCAUUAUCCAGCGCAUUGUUCAAAUGAAGCAAUUGUGUUACAUUUUCUUGUUCGUCUACCCCCAUACACUUUUCGUCAUUUACGUUUUCAAGAUAAUAAUUUCGAUGUACCCGAUCGUUUAUUUCAUUCAAUUGCAACAACAUGGCGUUUAGCCACUACUUCUGUUUCAUGUGUUAAAGAAUUAGUACCUGAAUUUUAUUUUCAACCAGAAAUGUUUAUUAAUCGAAGUGGAUUAAAAUUAGGCUGUCGACAACCAGGUGAUAGUGUAGAUAAUGUUGAAUUACCACCUUGGUGUAAAAAUGACCCACGUUUAUUCACACUAAUUUGUCGUGCUUCAUUAGAAAGUGAUUAUGUAUCAAUGAAUUUAUCACAUUGGAUUGAUUUAUCAUUUGGUUAUAAACAAUCUGGACAAAAUGCUAAAGAUUCCUUGAAUUUAUAUCAUCCAUAUACAUAUUUUGGCGCAAUCAAUGUGGAUACAAUAGACGAUCCUAUUUUAGCACAAGCUAUUGAAGCUAUGAUUAAUAAUUAUGGUCAAACACCGAAACAAUUAUUUCACAAAUAUCCUCAUCCAUGUCGUAAAUUGUCAAUUUCUAAUGAAUCCAGACUGAAUAUGACGUCAAAAUUUAAAAGUAAAUCCACUGGUACAAUGUCUAAUAUGACGAGUCAAGAUAGACGUUCUUCUACACCCGCAUUAUUUAACUGUAAUAAUAUCAAUGAUGACGAUAAGAAUUCAUUACAAGCUGCAACAUUUUCUGUAAGUGAAAAACAAUACUCAUCAGUUAAACUGAACAACACACCGUUAGAAACUGUGAUUGGAUUAAAAUGGGGUGAAUGGGCAGGUAGUCCACAGGUGAACUCUUUCGAAAUAAUUUGGAAGAAACAGUUAAUCAAUACAAAGUCAUCAGUAUCGACAACUACAAAGAAUUCACUAGAACAUUCUGAAAUAUUAAAAAUACCAUUUCUUAGUCAUUUAACGGGUUCUAUAUGGUGUGAAUUCAAUACGAAAGAUACUCAUUUACUUCAUCAUAUGAAUCAACUUAACAGUAUCUCUUCAAUAAAUAAUGAUAAAUUAUAUCAUUCUUGGAAUGGUUGGGUUGAUUUCAACAUUUAUCAUGAAAUUGGUAAAUGUCUCCUGUCAUUAUCCUCAUCAUCUCAUUCUACAGAAAUGUCAUCAUCAUCGGUCGCAACAGCUGUUCAUACCGAUUGUUCAUGGUAUUGGAAAAUUCUUCACUGUGAAUUAAAUGCAUGUAUAUGGGUAUCGUUAUUACCAGACAUUAGUAAUUUACAAGAUAAAUUGUAUCCUGUACCAUAUUUAAUAAAAUUGAAACCAUCUUUACUAGACAAUAGAACUUUAAAUAUUUUUAUAAAACGUUUACCCAAGGAAUCACAUAGUACUUGUAAUACUUCUAAUUAUCCUUAUGAUGAACCUUUUGAAACUACUGAUUCCUCUCCAUCAGAACUACAUCGUCAUCAUCAUCAACAUAAUGAUGAGAUAAACUUACAAUUACCGUAUUCAAAUCCUCUUCCAUUAGAUACUGGAAAAUCUUUAAUUACUUCAUUAACUAUUUCACCUAGUUCAAGUCAUGGUAUUCAGUUAUUUGUUGGUACCUGUUUUGGAUCAAUUUAUGUAAGACAGUUGCCUACAAAUUUAUAUGAUAUUUCAUCCGUUGACAGUUGGUUACCACAAUAUUAUCAAGGAAAAUCAUCAUUAAAUGAAAAUAAGCCAACUUGUACAGCAAAUAUUCAUAAACGAUCAAGAAAAGAAUCAACAAAACGAAACAUGAAACGUCCAAAACCUACUACUACUCCGAUGAAUCCUACUCAAAAUCUUAAUAAUUCUAUUCAUGAUGAGAAUAAUAAUAGAGAAACCGCUGGUUUAUGGGAAAUUACCGGUUGGAAACAAUUAUAUGGUCAUGCUGGACAUGAAAUAACUAUUUUAGUUAUUAAUCGUAAUAAUAGUUUAAUUGCUAGUGGUGAUAAUCAAGGUUAUGUAUGUUUAUGGGAUAGAUAUCGUUUAACAUUAAUUAAAACAAUUAAUACUAAUAUUAUGAAUGAUCAUUACUAUCAACAAAAUGAAUUAGAUGAUAGUUUAAAUAGUAGUCAAAGUCAUAAUAUCACUACUACUAAUACUACUACCGAUUAUGAUUUGAAACAACCUCGUAGACAAUGUUCUUCUAAUCAUCUUAAUAUGGAGAAUUCCAUACAUAAAAGUAAUGAAGAUAUACAAAUGAAGAAAAAGAAGACUAAUUUAAGUAGUAGUAGUAGCACUUCGACAGCUGAUUUUAUAAAUAUCAAUGAUGAUUCAGUAUUAUUGAAUAAUUUUAAACGUAUUGAUGGAAUAUGCUUCAAUUUAACAUCCGGUGAAUUAGUUGUAGCCAAAUGGAAUCAUUCCAAUUAUCAUGUCUGUUGGCUUGGUGUAUAUUCUUGUUCUGGAGUUCGGAUAGCUAAUCGUAUUUUAGAUUUUCUAGCUGAAAUAAAUGAUCCACUAAUAGAUUCACCAUUAUUACAAAUAUAUGAUGAUAAUUAUCAUCCUUUAGUUCCUAUGGCAUUUUCAACUGUAUCUGAAGGUCGAGGUGUGAAUUGUUUAUUAGUUGGUGGUCCAGGUGGUCGAUUAAUUUGGUUGAAUUCAUGGACAUUGGAUACAAUACGAACGUAUAUGCUUCCAGAUUAUGAUGAAAAUGCACGUAUAACAUCAGUUUGCUUCGGACCAUUGUUGAAUACUACUAAUAAUGUGAAUUAUCAUACAAAUUCAAAAGAUUUAGGGGAAAUUUUAUGUCAGGGACUAUAUGUCACUGUUCAAACAGGUUGUUUAUAUCAUUUUGGUCCUAAAUCUAUACAAUCAUUUACUACUAUAGAUCAACUAAAUGACGAUAAUUAUUCAUUUUAUUCAAAUAGUGAAUUAUAUAAACAUUCUAUUGUACAUUGGUUUGAUAUAUAAUGAUACAUACAACUAUGUAUUUAUUUUUACAUGAUGGUUGUUUAUAAUGAUCUUAAAGAUUUUUAUUUCAAAGGACUUUAUUUAUUUGAAAAUUUUUUUUUGAAAAAAAAUAUUUUUCAAUGGUUAAGAUCAUGAGUCGAUUGAAGCUAGACCACAAUGGAAAACCUGGAAGCGUUGGACGGCCGUUUCGUCCUACUAUGGGACUUCUCAGCAGUGCGCAUUCAUGACCUCGCCCUCUGUGAGACAUUAACACCGUUGGAUACCGGCUCAGUGGUUUAGUGGUUAAGCGCUCACGCGCGAAACUGAUAGGUCCUGGGUUGGAAUCUCGCAGGGGUCGAAGUCGUGGAUGCGCAUUGCUGAGGAGUCCCACAAUAGGACGAAACGGCCAUCCAGUGCUUCCAGGUUUUCCAUGGUGGUCUAGCUUCAACUGACUCAUGAUCUUAACCAUUGAAAUUACCAUAUUAUCCACAAAACCCAUCUGAUAUAAAUAUGUGUUUGUCUAUUGAUUGAUAAAUACACAUACGUUCUAUUGUAUCA
Molecule: messenger RNA, 14992 nt
Organism: Schistosoma spindalis
Lineage: Eukaryota; Metazoa; Platyhelminthes; Trematoda; Strigeidida; Schistosomatidae
Source: the annotation of a GenBank genome assembly